This is a messenger RNA of Cucumis melo (muskmelon), 2762 nucleotides long. Its product is annotated as pentatricopeptide repeat-containing protein At4g37170. Lineage: Eukaryota; Viridiplantae; Streptophyta; Magnoliopsida; Cucurbitales; Cucurbitaceae. Gene Ontology annotation, molecular function: RNA binding; zinc ion binding; protein binding. The transcript has 2 exons. Gene Ontology annotation, biological process: RNA modification. The coding region runs from base 671 to 2731 and encodes 686 amino acids. The record is from RefSeq and is a predicted model, not a curated record.
GUAAGUCGAACCGAACCGAAUCAACUGCUAAAAUCCUUUUUUUAGGGUUUUGAUCAAAUUAAUUUUGAAAGAAUCGCUUUCUUCCUUUCCCUUCCCUCCUCAUUGCAAGCUUCUUCCUCUUCAUCAAUGGCGUCCAACCACAACCAUGGUGGCCAUGUUCAACCUUGUUUUGAACGACAACUCUGUUAUCGGGAAAUCGAAGUUCCUCUUGCCAUUCCGUUGGAAUGAGAUUGAUGAUGUUAAGUACAAGGCCUCAAUCGGCGUCGAGUUUCAGAUUCAAGUGCUGACAGUCAAUGGCAAAGAGGUUAAGUCUCUCAUGUGAGACUUUUGUUUUCUUCAUCUUAUGUCUUUUAAUCUAAAAUUUAUCCCUCGUGUCGUUUGUUCGAUGCCAUCUGAGAAUUUCUCUUUCCUAAUGUUUCCACUGAUCAGAUUUCAAGGUAGGGGAUUCUUGGAUGAUGGGUUUUGGUGGAGGAAUCCCAAACAAGAAAAAAGGCCUUUUAAUAAUCCCUAACCCGAAGAUUGGUUGGUUUUUUCUUUUGAAGUUCCAGUUUUUCAUUUAGUAUAAAGGAGAUAUGAAAAGGAUGAACAUAUUUCGCUGGCGAAAUGUUCACUUUAUAAUUGUUCCAAGCUAGAGGAAGUGAAGUCAUUCUUCUCUUUUCUGGCUUUCAUCAUGACAUUUCUGCUCCUAAAAGUUGUUCCACGUUUGUCUCGAAGAAUCUUAACUAGAGAUUUAACGACUCCUUCUGAAAUCCAUAUUGGGAAAAGAACUAUCUUGUUUGAUGGGAAUGAUGCCUACAUAAACCGUCUUUGUGAUGCCAAGCUAUUCAAAGAAGCUAUAGACACUCUCUGUGGCCAAAGUCGUUUAAGAGAGGCGGUUAAAUUGCUCUAUCACAUCGAGAAACCCUAUGCUUCAAUAUACACGACUUUAGUAGAAUUUUGUCUAAAACAACGAGCUCUUGAAGAGGGUAAAAAAGUCCAUGCUCACAUCAAAGCCUCCGGGUUCGCACUUGGAUUAUUCCUUUCGAAUCGUUUGCUUGAUAUGUAUGCUAAAUGUGGGAGCCUGGUGGACGCCGAGAAAGUCUUUGAUGAAAUGGUUCGUAGGGAUUUGUGUUCUUGGAAUACCAUGAUUUCUGGGUAUGUCAAAGGAGGGGAUUUUGAAAAAGCAAGAAAUUUGUUUGACAAAAUGCCUGAGAGGGAUACCUUUUCUUGGAUAGCAAUUAUAUCUGGUUGCGUUCGACGUAACCGUCCUGAAGAGGCGUUGGAGUUGUAUAGAUUGAUGCAAAAGCAUGAGAACUCGGAAUCCAACAAGUUGACUACAUCUAGUGCACUUGCUGCUUCAGCAGCUAUUCCAAGUUUACACGUGGGAAAGGAGAUACAUGGUCAUAUUAUGAGAGUGGGGUUGGAUACAGAUGAGGUUGUUUGGUGCUCCCUAUUGGAUAUGUAUGGGAAAUGCGGAAGUAUAGAGGAAGCUAGAUACAUUUUUGACAAGAUGGAGGAAAAAGAUGUUGUUUCAUGGACAGCAAUGAUCAAUACUUACUUCGAAAAUGAGAGGAGAGAAGAGGGAUUUGCUUUAUUUAGACACUUGAUGAAUUCAAAUAUCAAGCCAAAUGAUUUCACAGUUGCUGGUGUCUUGAAUGCUUGUGCUGAUCUUGCAGCUGAGGAUUUAGGUAAGCAAAUUCACUCCUACAUGAUGCGUGUAGGAUUCAACUCAUCUUCAUCUGCGGCAAGCGCUCUAGUUCAUAUGUAUUCAAAGUGUGGUGACAUUGAGAAUGCCAAGAGUGUAUUCGAAACAUUGCCCCAACCCGAUUUGUUUUCGUGGACUUCACUACUUGUUGGUUACGCUCAACACGGUCAACACGACAAGGCCCUCCAUUUCUUUGAAUUGCUACUUAAAUCAGGCACAAAGCCUGAUGAUGUUGCUUUUGUUGGAGUUUUGUCUGCUUGUACUCAUGCUGGGUUAGUUGUUAAGGGACUUGAGUAUUUCCACUCCAUCAAGGAAAAGCAUGGAUUAACUCAUACCACUGAUCACUAUGCUUGUAUAAUCGACUUAUUGGCUCGUGCUGGUCGGUUUACAGAAGCCGAGAGCAUAAUUAACAAAAUGCCAAUGAAGCCAGAUAAGUAUAUAUGGUCUGCUUUACUUGGUGGUUGUAGAAUACAUGGAAACCUUGAACUAGCCGAAAGAGCAGCAAAAUCAUUAUUUGAAAUAGAGCCUGAGAAUCCAACCACUUAUGUUACUCUAGCCAAUAUGUAUGCCAGUGCAGGUAUGUGGGCUGAAGAAGCAAAUAUGAGAGAGACUAUGAAUAAUAGGGGAAUAGUGAAGGAGCCUGGGUUGAGUUGGAUAGAGAUCAAGAGAGAGGUUCACGUGUUUACCGUCGGAGACAACUCACAUCCAAAAUCAAAGGAAAUACUCGAGUAUUUGAGCGAGCUCUCAAAAAGAAUGAAAGAAGUUGGUUAUGUACCUGAUACGAACUUUGUGUUACAUGAUGUGGAAUUGGAACAGAAAGAAGAGAACCUUUCUUACCAUAGUGAGAAACUUGCAGCUGCAUUUGGAAUAAUUUCAACCCCCUCAGGUACUCCAAUUAAAGUUUUCAAGAAUCUUAGAACUUGUGUAGAUUGUCAUAAUGCAAUUAAAUUUAUUUCUAAUAUCACUGGGAGGAAAAUUAUUGUGCGAGAUUCAAAUAGAUUUCAUUGUUUUGAAGGUGGUAGUUGUUCAUGUAAGGAUUAUUGGUGAUUGUUGUAAAUGAUAGGUUGGGAUUUGUUUA